Salvelinus fontinalis (brook trout) is the source of this 3353-nucleotide messenger RNA. Its product is annotated as zinc finger protein 180-like. Gene Ontology annotation, molecular function: RNA polymerase II cis-regulatory region sequence-specific DNA binding; DNA-binding transcription factor activity, RNA polymerase II-specific. The transcript has 2 exons. Bases 1682 to 2737 code for a protein of 351 amino acids. The record is from RefSeq and is a predicted model, not a curated record. Gene Ontology annotation, biological process: regulation of transcription by RNA polymerase II. Lineage: Eukaryota; Metazoa; Chordata; Actinopteri; Salmoniformes; Salmonidae.
CAACAACAACGAUGACUACUUCUUCCACCACCUGGGUAGCUUGCUAGCAAACAUUAAACCGAAACGUUGAAGCUCUUUACACCAACGUUGUGCUUAUUAAGUGUUUUCAAUUCACUGUUGUCAUCGUUACUAAUUACUCCAUUUACCUAUUUACGUUGUCUACUACCUGGCUUGUUAUGUUAGUUUAACUCUAGGCUAGUCGUUAAUGCUAACUAGCUAGGUAACAUCCCCGACCAUGAGCUCGCUAAGCUGCUCGCUAAGCUCCUCCCCUCCUGCUAAAGAAGAUGAGGUCUGCUGGACGGAGAUAGAAACUCUGGGGCUGAAUGUUGUCGUAAAAGAAGAAGAGGAGGAUGAUGAAGAGGAUGCAGUUUUUGGAGUGAAAGAGGGGAAGGAGGAAGAGGCUUUCAGAAUAAUAAAGGAGGAAGAGGAGGCUAUCACAUUGAAAGAAGAAGAGAAGGAUGUAAUAGUGAAAGGAUAGGAGGCCAUCUCAAUAAAUGAGAAGGAAGCCGUUUUGGGAGUGAAAGGGGAGGAGGAGGGAGAGGAGCAGGAGACUGAUGAUCUGAUUAACACCAGUCAUUUUGCAGGGCGCUGGCAGUGCACCUCCUUGCACAAAGGCGGAGGUAGCGGUCCUGCUGCUGGGUUGUUUCACUCCUACGGCCUCCUCCACGUCUCCUGAUGUACUGGCCUGUCUCCUGGUAGCGCCUCCAUGCUCUGGACACUACCCUGACAGACACAGCAAACCUUUUUGCCACAGCUCGCAUUGAUGUGCCAUCCUGGAUGAACUGCACUACCUGAGACACUUGUGUGGGUUGUAGACUCCGUCUCAUGCUACCACUAGAGUGAAAGCACCGCCAGCAUUCAAAAGUGACCAAAACAUCAGCCAGGAAGCAUAGGAACUGAUAAGUGGUCUGUGAUCACCACCUGCAGAAUCACUCCUUUUUUGGGGUGUCUUGCUAAUUGCCUAUAAUUUCCACCUUUUGUCUAUUCCAUUUGCACAACAGCAUGUGAAAUUUAUUGUCAAUCGGUGUUGCUUCCUAAGUGGACAGUUUGAUUUCACAGAAGUGUGAUUGACUUGGAGUUACAUUGUGUUGUUUAAGUGUUCCCUUUAUUUUUUUGAGCAGUGUAUUUAUCCUAUACUGACUAGUUUAUUUAUCCAUUAGGUCUAAUACAUGUAUCCUAUACUGACUAGUAUAUUUAUCCAUUAGGUCUAAUACAUGUAUCCUAUACUGACUAGUAUAUUUAUCCAUUAGGUCUAAUACAUGUAUCCUAUGGUGACUAGUCUAUUUAUCCAUUAGGUCUAAUACAUGUAUCCUAUACUGACCAGUCUAUUUAUCCAUUAGGUCUAAUACAUGUAUCCUAUACUGACUAGUCUAUUUAUCCAUUAGGUCUAAUACAUGUAUCCUAUACUGACUAGUCUAUUUACCCAUUAGGGCAAUGCAUAACACCACUAAGUUAACCGUGUUAAUAUUAGCCUACAAAGCACCACAGCCACUCUGUGAUGAUGCGCUCUGCUCUUUUAUUGGGGGAUCUAGUCUAGAUUAAACCUCAUUGGAAGACAGUUUUGUCAUUUGGAGGUUUCAUUCAGGUCUCUCUGUUUAACCAAAUACUAUCUUUAGCAGGAGAGAGACCAGAUUCUAACUCUGACAGCGGGAGGAGUCCCUCAGUGGAACCAGACUCAGAGAUGCCCAAACCAGCAAGACGACACCCCUGCUCCCACUGUGGAAAGAGUUUUACUACAUUAGAAUACCUGAAAGUACACAGAAGAAUAAUACGCUUUGGAGAAAAGCCAUACCACUGUUCAGACUGUGGUAAGGAAUUUAGCCGGUUAGAUGGCCUGAAACAACAUGAGAGAAUACACUCUGGAGAGAGGCCUCACCACUGCUCUCAGUGUGGAAAUAGUUUUUGCUGGUUAGGGAGCCUGAAAAUACAUGAGAAAACACAUACAGGGGAGAAGCCUUACCACUGCGCUCAGUGUGGAAAGAGAUUUUCCCAGUUAGGGCAUCUAAAAGGGCAUAAGAGAACGCACACUGGAGAGAGGCCUUACCACUGCUCCCAGUGUGGGAAGAGAUUUACCCAGUUAGGCAACCUAAAAAAUCAUGAGCUAAUACACUCUGUAUAUAAGCCUUAUCACUGCUCCCAGUGUGAAAAUAAAUUUUUCUCAUCAGAUUCUCUGAGAAAACACGAGAUAACACACUCUGAUGAGAAACCUUUCCAUUGUUCCCAGUGUGGCAAUAAUUAUUUUACAUUAGGGUCCCUGAAGGAACAUGAGCGAACACACACAGCAGAGAAACCCUACCAUUGCUCUAAGUGUGUAAAGACUUUUUCCUCAUCAAAAUACCUUAAAGAACAUAAAAGAAUACACUCUGGAGUGAAACCUUACCACUGCCCCCAGUGUGAAAAAAGUUUUGCCCGACCGAGGGACCUGAAAUAUCAUGAGAGGACACACACAGGAGAGAAGCCUUACCACUGCUCUCAGUGUGGAAAGACAUUUUUUUUAUCGGGACACCUGAAAAGACAUGAGCUAACACACUCUGUUGAGAAGCCUUUCCACUGCUUCCAGUGUGGGAAGGAUUUCACCCAGUCAAGAUACCUGAAAAAACAUGAGCUAAUACACUCUGUGCAGAAGCCUUUCCACUGCUCUCAAUGUGAAAAGAGUUUUAAGAAUUUAUGGAACAUGAAAGUGCACGAGCAAAGACACACAAAGGAGAAGCCUUCUACUGUUCCCACUGUGGAAUGAAAUGUUCAUGGUUUCAUCAACUGAAAGAGCAUGAAUGAAUCCUCACUCCGGAGAUAAACGUCCGAAGCCAUUAUUUAUACUGUGUAAUUUAAUCCUUUUUACAUUUGUGUACCUUUUACCAUCCAUAUCAAUUCUUACCUGUCUAUGCAUACAGGAAACCAUUAUUUCCCCACUCAUCAAAAAGGAACUGUGUGACAGAACCUGGAUGUUCUUUAAAAGAAGUGGUCAUUUUUAUAAUGUUGGGACAUUGUUUGAAGCCAUAUCACAUGGACUUAACGUUUAUCAAGUGCUCCCUGUUGGCUGAUAUCUUUGACUGAGAACACACACAAUGCUCCCAUUGGCUGAUAUCUUUGACUGAGAACACACACAAUGCUCCCAUUGGCUGAUAUCUUUGACUGAGAACACACCCAAUGCUCCCAUUGGCUGAUAUCUUUGACUGAGAACACACCCAAUGCUCCCAUUGGCUGAUAUCUUUGACUGAGAACACACCCAAUGCUCCCAUUGGCUGAUAUCUUUGACUGAGAACACACCCAAUGCUCCCAUUGGCUGAUAUCUUUGACUGAGAACGGGUUUAUGUUUAUGCCACAUUAAUAAAAUAAAGAUCUUUAUAAAAGCU